AAGUAGUUUUGCGCAAUGCCACUGCAGACACGUAGGAAGGGCCUUCCUCCCUGCUCUGUGGAAAGGGUGUAAGUCCACCAUAAAUCACGCCGCAGCGCUCCAGGGGAAAGAGGUGUCACCAGGAGCCUGCCCAAGGGGACACACACACCAGGACGGAGACACCGUAGAAGCAAUUUUUCGACAUGAAUCUGGCAGCAGAUCUCUGUUUGUUGGCGUGUCUCACUGCAGUGACUUGUGACCGGGUCUACGUCCACCCUUUCAAUUUGUUUUCUUUCAAUAAGAGUACCUGUGAGGAGCUGGAAAGCCUGGUCCAAGAGGGAAAGAAAACUUUUGUCCCUGUCUCAAUUGAGUCCCAAACCCCACCUGCCUAUGAAGAUGACCUGAACAACAAGGACAAACUGGAAACUCUGAGCUUGAGUGGCCAAAGGCGGCAGAAGCUGAGCUACUUGAAGGACUUGGUGUACGUCCUGGGCAUGCGGUUCUACAGCAAGGUGCAAGAAGCACGGCAGAACCAAAACAUUCUCCUGUCCCCCACCAGUCUUUACAACUCCUUGGUAUCUUUCUACCUGGGUGCCUCAAACCAGACAGCAGCUGAUUUGCAGGGUUUGCUGGGAUUUGUUCCCCCCUCCGGAGACCCUGGCUGUACCUCCAGGGUGGAUGGACACGAAGUCCUUUCUAGCCUGAGGGAGAUUGAAAGCCUCAUCAAGAGCAGGGAUGAGGAGCUGCUCUUUUCUAAGGUGCUCUGCCUGUUCUCAGCCCCUGGCGUCCCUCUCUCCCAAGCGUUCGUGCAGGACUUGCUCCCCUCCACUGAUGCUCUCUAUGCCCGAGCUGUUGACUUUACAAACCUAAGCGAGGCAGUGAAACAAAUUAACACCUUCAUGGAAGCAAAAAGCAAGGGCCAAAGCAAGUGCUUACUGACAGACAUCGAUCCAUCCACCAACCUGCUGUUUGCUAUGGACGUCCGCUUGGCAGUAAAUGUUAAACAAGCCUCCCAGCUCAAGGAGCCUCAGGAAUUCUGGGUGGAUUCAAACACGAAGGUCUCGGUCCCUAUGCUGUCAGUCACAGGGACAUUCAAGUAUAAAACUGAUGACAGUGGGACAUUUUCUGUGGUGGAAGUCCCCAUCAGCAAGACCACGCUGCUGGUGCUUCUGCAGCCCAUUGAUGGCAGCAACCUGGAGCAGGUGGAGUCCAAGCUGCCUCUGCAGUCCUCAGCCUGGCUUCAGCAGCUGUCCCCGAGAGAAAUCAGGUUAACACUGCCGGAGUUAACAAUAGAAGACAGCUCUGAUCUACAGGAGCUUCUUGCAGAUAUGGAACUGCCCGCGCUGCUGGGGAAGGGGGCAGAUCUCAGUAAAAUAAGUGACACCAACCUAACAGUUGGAAAGGUAAUAAAUAAAGCCUUUUUCAAACUGAGCAGUGAUGGACCAGAGCAGCCAGAAGAACCCACAGCGCAGAAGGAAGAUUUGGUGUUCCUGGAAGUAACACUGAACAAGCCGUUCCUUUUAGCUGUUCUUGAAGAGAAGUCCAGGGCGAUGCUUUUUCUUGGCAGAGUGACAAACCCACUGCACGGGGUGUAAAUGCAAGCACGGGGGAUAGGGAGGGAGGCGAAUGAUGCACAUUUCCCAUCACCUUUUUCUUAUUCAUCAGCUAUUGUUGUGAUCUUGUUGAGUGCCCUACUUAGCUUUGAGAUGAAGCAGGUAGUGCUUGAAAUACAGCUUUUUGGAAGCUAAAACAUUGCAACAUUUCAUUCUUGUUCAUCUAUUUGAUAUGACUCAAACCCUUCCUUCAGCUUCUUUUCUUUCCUUAUUCCCACUUUGUCUUCCUUCUGCCCCCAGCUCCCUUUUUCAAUGCAGUGGGGAUAAAGUUGUAGCCAGCAGGGCACUGACUUAAAAAAAUAGUUUCAAAAGCACAAGCGGCAUUUAAUAUACAAAGGUGUAGAAAAGGACCUCAUCAUUCCUAAGAGCUAACUUUUAAUUUUCCGUUUGGUCUGUUUUGCAAGAGAGACUGCCUUUUAUGUUACAGUGAAAGUUUCAGGGUUAUCCACAGAGAUUUCUAGCUUCGUCAGCAAUGUUUUCCUUUAAAAUGCUGCCAAGAGCACGGGCAGGUUUCACUUGUUCCACUGAGACAAGAUUUUUCGCCUUGGAAGCAAAAACACAUUUAGAGGAAGUUUCUUCUUUCUGCAGCCCAGAUGGAUACAUUCAUUUCUUAACUCUAUGGAAAAGCUAAAAAUAGGGUUUGGUAGCAUUAAUGAACUGUGAUGGAUAAAUUCUCAUAGCCUGACAGAUUUCUCUUCAAAUUGUUUUAAGGGGAGGAAAAAAAAAAAAAGAGCAUUCUAUUCCUCGUAGUACUUUCUAACCUGAGAGGCAUUUAUUACAGCCUUAUAGUGAAAAAGAACAUUACUGGUUAGAGCCCAGAUCUGUGAACUUUAACAUAACCAAACCAUAUGUUCUUAAAAAUAGUAUUAAUGGCAAUGAUCUGUACCACUAUAAAUGGUGGAUGUGCAGCUACACAUGAAUAAAAAGGGCUCAGUGGUCCAAUCCAACUCUUAAGAGAGUCAUAAAGGUUUGAAACAUGAAACUGGAACAACAGAUUAUUAGACAUUUCUUGAAUUAGCAAGUGAAGAAUUGGGAGUGCAAUCUUGGUAGUAAGGAAAGCCUCUCAGCAGAACGUUUUUUUCCACCUCUCAUCCUUAAAUUUGUCUUUAGCGCUGAUGGCCUCCAGUAAAUAACCGCAAACCUCUUUGGUAUAUGAUGCCAGAUGUACCCCACAGAGCACAGUAGUUCCUUGUCAUCCAUAGUGGCCCAAAUGUCUGUCUAAUCCAACCCACUAACACCAGUGGCUCACUACUGGUGAUGUAGAUACAUGACAGACCCUUCCAGCUUGAUGGAAAAGACUAACAAAUAACACAACUCACUCUGGUGAAUACCAAGAUUGAGUGCUGUGAUGUAGCAUUCAUGUAUUUAUGCAGUUAUACUGUAUGUAUUCCAGAUGCUCUAACAUCUAAAUACUGUACUUGUAUUAUAUGCAGAAGCAAUUAACUAUAAAUAUGCAGAGACAGAAAGAUGCAAAUAAAACCACUUCCAAGUUGCUUUGCCACA
Messenger RNA from Columba livia (rock pigeon), 3095 nucleotides. RefSeq names its product angiotensinogen (gene AGT). NCBI's taxonomy places the organism in Eukaryota, Metazoa, Chordata, Aves, Columbiformes, Columbidae. The transcript is spliced from 5 exons. The record is from RefSeq and is a predicted model, not a curated record. The coding region runs from base 183 to 1574 and encodes 463 amino acids. Gene Ontology annotation, biological process: regulation of apoptotic process; negative regulation of endopeptidase activity; regulation of systemic arterial blood pressure by renin-angiotensin. Gene Ontology annotation, molecular function: serine-type endopeptidase inhibitor activity.